AUGUGGAACACAGAGAAGGAAAACCAGACAGUUAUCACAGAAUUCAUCCUCUUGGGAUUUGGGGAUCUCCCUGAGCUUCAGCCCCAUCUUUUUGUACUGUUCCUAGUGAUUUACAUUGUGACAAUAACUGGGAAUCUCCUUAUCCUUUUGCUAGUUGUGUCUGAUCAGCACCUCCACACCCCCAUGUACUUCUUCCUAGCCAAUUUGUCUUGCUUGGAGACCUGCUAUAGCUCUAUUAUCUUGCCCAAAAUGUUGGCCAAUUUGAUAAGUGGCAAGAAGUCCAUUUCUCUUAGUGGAUGUCUGUCCCAAUUUUAUCUGUUUGGUUCUUGUGUAGGUAUAGAGACAUAUCUCCUGGCAGCGAUGUCCUAUGACCGCUACCUGGCGAUAUGUAAACCUUUGCACUACACUUCUAUCAUGCAUGCAAAGCUCUGUGUUCAGCUCAUCGUUGGGGCAUGGAUCGACUCUUUGCUGGCUAAUUGUGUAAUAUUAUAUCUGAUGGCCCAGUUAUCCUUCUGUGGCCCAAAUGUCAUGGAUCAUUACUUUUGCGACUUCAUCCCACUUGAAAAACUCUCCUGUAGUGAUACAAGCAUGAUUGAACUUGUCACCUUUCUUUCGACCUUCAUUUUCACCAUCACCCCAUUUCUACUGACCCUCACAUCCUAUGUUUGCAUCAUCACCACCAUCCUAAAGAUACCAUCCACCACUGGACGGCAAAAGGCCUUUUCCACUUGCUCCUCUCAUCUGAUUGUUGUCUGCAUUUUUUAUGGCACAAUAAUCAUUGUCUACAUGCUGCCAGAUACACCAACUCUGAGAGACCUCAAUAAAGUCUUCUCCGUCUUCUACACGGUCUUGACACCUCUCGUUAAUCCUUUAAUCUACAGUUUAAGAAAUAAAGAAGUACAUAGAGCCCUAAGAAGAGUUUGCAGCAAGGUGAUGCAUUUUGCAAGGAUGCCGAAAAAUGUACUGUCAUAA
This is a messenger RNA of Podarcis muralis (Common wall lizard), 972 nucleotides long. RefSeq names its product olfactory receptor 2AP1-like. Gene Ontology annotation, cellular component: membrane. The record is from RefSeq and is a predicted model, not a curated record. Lineage: Eukaryota; Metazoa; Chordata; Lepidosauria; Squamata; Lacertidae. Gene Ontology annotation, biological process: G protein-coupled receptor signaling pathway. Gene Ontology annotation, molecular function: G protein-coupled receptor activity; olfactory receptor activity.